CUGAAGUCAGACUCAGUUCUGUGUAUGAUUUGCAUGUUGCCAACUCUUCUGAUCAUUUUGAGACCCAGCCGACCCACCUCAACGUUUCGGACACUUCCGUCUGCUUCGCAGAAUCACAAUGUCAAACGACCCGUCAAAAUCUCAGGAUCGGCUUGUACCCACAGCAACAGAUAUGGCCGCUGAUAGUGGACCCGAUUCAUCUGCACCCGUUGCUGGUACGUCGAAGGCUAGCGACAGUACUUGGCAGUCGUAUAUGAAUGCAAUGGAAAAGCAUAUCGAGGAAGAAACAAGCCCAGCCCGCCGAAAGAACAUUGAAGUUGUCCUGAACUUUGUGAGGCAACAUGGCUAUCCGGCUCAGGGGUACCACUUCCUAGCUCAUCAUGGAAUCAUGGAAGUUUGGACCGAUGAUGAGUUUCCGGAUAAGAACGAAGAGAACUUGAAAUUGAUUGGUAGUACUUUCCAGGACACUUAUGGCCUUCACUAUCCCGUGGAGGCGAGCCCUAGGGAAAGGGAGUGACAAUAGCAUUUUGGGCUCCUUCGACGUGAAAUCGGUCGGUUCGGUGGCUCCGCAGGAUAUAGAGCAUGAUCCAGAACCGUAAUAUACAUGUUUUUGUGCAAUUGCAUAGGACCUGGUCAUGCGUUCAUGUGGAUCACUAGGUUUGCUCUUAUUUGAAUAUCUUGUCAUAACGAAA
Molecule: messenger RNA, 692 nt
Organism: Diaporthe batatas
Lineage: Eukaryota; Fungi; Ascomycota; Sordariomycetes; Diaporthales; Diaporthaceae
Exons: 2
Coding region: 119-517 (132 amino acids)
Source: RefSeq, a predicted model, not a curated record